CACACUGGCUGUGAGGUCUCUUUCCGAUCCUCUGCCAGCCCCAGGGGGACCAACAUGGCCCAAGAGCGUCCCAGUCCCGCCUUGGAGCCCGAGCACGUCCAGCAGCUGCUCUUCUCCUGCCGGGAGGCCAAGAAGUCCGCCUACUGCCCCUACAGUCGCUUCCCGGUGGGGGCGGCCCUCCUCACCGGGGACGGGAGGAUUUUCUCCGGGUGCAACAUAGAAAAUGCCUGCUACCCGCUGGGCGUCUGUGCUGAACGGACCGCCAUCCAGAAGGCCAUCUCAGAAGGAUACAAAGAGUUCAGGGCAAUUGCCAUCGCCAGUGAUCUGCAAGAUGAUUUUAUUUCGCCAUGCGGGGCCUGCAGGCAAGUCAUGAGAGAGUUUGGCACCAACUGGGCCGUCUACAUGACCAAGCCGGAUGGCACAUACGUUGUCAGGACCAUCCAGGAGCUGCUACCGGCCUCCUUUGGGCCCGAGGACCUGCAGAAGAUCCAGUGAAAGGUG
Sus scrofa (pig) is the source of this 501-nucleotide messenger RNA. RefSeq names its product cytidine deaminase (gene CDA). Gene Ontology annotation, molecular function: zinc ion binding; cytidine deaminase activity. Lineage: Eukaryota; Metazoa; Chordata; Mammalia; Artiodactyla; Suidae. Gene Ontology annotation, cellular component: cytosol. The record is from RefSeq and is marked validated.